Aspergillus sclerotioniger CBS 115572 is the source of this 1635-nucleotide messenger RNA. Its product is annotated as putative alpha/beta hydrolase. The record is from RefSeq and is a predicted model, not a curated record. The transcript has a single exon. The coding region runs from base 1 to 1635 and encodes 544 amino acids. Lineage: Eukaryota; Fungi; Ascomycota; Eurotiomycetes; Eurotiales; Aspergillaceae.
AUGGCGACUCCCGGUCUUCUCUGGGUGACGAUGCACCCUCGCCCCUCCCUGCCUGCCGCCCAAUUCCACGACUGGUACAACACCGAACACGGCCCUCUGCGCCUGCGUCUGCCCUUUUGCACCAAUGGCUUCCGGUAUCGGGCGACGGAUGAGGAGGAGCCUGAAUGGGUGGCACUGUACGAUAUCACCGACAUGGUGGAGAUGACGCGCGAGACGUAUCUGGCCCUGCGGGGGGACACCAUCAAGACCCCGCGUGAAAAGGCGACCAUGGCCCAGAUUGCCGUCGAUCGUCGCCUUUACGACACGGUCCUGGAACAAAAGGCCGCCGACUAUAAAGCCCUCGAGGACACCCCAGAUACCGAGGCGGCCGGCUCCGUCCUCAUCGCCAUCUCGCUCACCCUGUCCGACGCCGCCCACGAGGACGACUUCACCCGCUGGUACGCGGAAGAACACAUUCCCAUGCUGACCCGCGUCCCCGGGUGGCGCUCCUCCCGUCUUUUCGUCACGGCUGCCAUCGACCCCAAUGCUCCUCGUGAAUACCUCGCCGUGCAUGAGUACCGCGCUCAGAAUGGUCUGGGAGGUCCUGAACACAAGGCCUCUUUGGAGACUCCUUGGAGCAAGCGUGUGAUGACUGAAGAGGUGGCCAAGGCUCGACGCCGCGUUUACCAGUGGGCCUAUACCUUUGGCCCUGCUCCUCGCGAGCUCUCAUCGCUGGCCUCUCCUGAUGUGGUCGGUCCUUGGUCAUCGAUUGAUGGUCGCACUCGCACAUUCCCGUCGCCUACUCGCCCGGCGGUCGAGUCGUUUGUUACCACCCCCGAUGGCGUGGAUCUGCCCUACCGGCUGGAAGGCAGCACCGAUCCUCAUAGCCCGGUGAUUGUCCUCAGCAACUCCAUCCUGGUGGACUACACCAUCUGGGACGAUUUUGUGGACCAGUUCCUGUCCGACCCGCGCAACCAGAACUUCCGCAUCCUGCGUUACUGCACCCGUGGCCGUCUGCAGGAGUGCGGCGAGAAGCCCGUCAACAUCGAUCUGUUGGCGUCAGAUAUCAUCGCUCUGCUGGAUGCCCUGCGGAUUCCCAAGGCGACCUUGAUUGGAGUCAGUCUGGGUGGAGUGACCGUGCUGAACACGUCGCUGCUGUACCCUGACCGGGUGACACGGUUCAUCUCGUGCGACACCAACAGCUCCAGUCCGGAGUCGAACCGCAAGGCCUGGAACGACCGGGUGGCCAUGGCAGAGGGCGAGGGGGCCGUGUCAACCACCACGCAGCAGACGAUUGUCGGCGAGCAGCUGGCCGAGAUCACCGUCCGGCGGUGGUUCACCCCGGAGUCUUAUGAAACGCAGCCCCAUCUGCCCGCCAAGGCGAAGGAGCUGGUGCGGACGAACAGUCUGGAGGGCUUCCGCCGGAGCGUCCAGGCACUGUGCGCAUAUGAUGUCCGGGACCGGAUGGCGCAGGCGCAGGUACCGGGUCUGUUUGUUGCUGGAGACAGUGAUGGUGUGCUGCCCAAGACGAUGCAGCAGAUGGCGGCGGAUCUGAAGGGAGAUGCAGAGUUGAAGCUGGUGCCAAAGGCGGGCCAUUUGCCGAUGCUGGAGAAUGCGACGGCAUUCACUGCUGUCGUCAACGAGUACCUCCAUUAG